This is a messenger RNA of Lactuca virosa, 1020 nucleotides long. The record is from the annotation of a GenBank genome assembly. Lineage: Eukaryota; Viridiplantae; Streptophyta; Magnoliopsida; Asterales; Asteraceae.
AUGCCUAAUAUUGACGAUGUUAUGGACAAACCUUCUGUUGCUUCUUCAAUGUUCACAGCUUGGAUGGAGUGCAAUGUAGUUAAUGGUGAUGCACAGAAACUUACAUAUGUUGAAUUUCCUACAAAGUUUGUUUGGAAACGUGGUGAUUGGAUCUGGAAGCCACGGGAAGUGGGAAAGUGCAGUGGUAGAAUUCAUUUGGUUUCACCUAAUCUAGGGGAAGCUUAUUUCUUAAGGAUUUUAUUAAAUAAGGUGAAAGGUUUGAAAUCAUUUGAAGAAAUUCGCACAGUAAAUGGUGAAGAAUAUUCUUCUUUUAGAGAUGCUUGUUAUGCUCUUGGGCUCUUGGAUGAUGACAAGGAAUACAUCGAUGCAAUCAAAGAAGAAAUAUGUCUAAAUCGGAGGUUGUUUGGGAAAACACAUGAGAAUAUUUGGCAGAUGGAAUUCUUUAUAACCAAUGACAGAGAUUCAAGUCUCCAGUUUGAUCUUUGUCCUCCGGACUUAUCACUCAAUGAAGAUCAGCUUAAGAGCUUAACUUUGUUCGAGAUAGAACAAGUUUUACUUCGGAACAACUCCAGUCUCAAAAGUUAUAAAAACAUGCCUUUCCCGGACGUUGAUUAUGUUUCUUCUUCAAACAAUCGACUUAUCACUGAGGAGCUUGAUUAUGAAAUUUCUGUUAUGAAGAUUGAGUUUGAUCGUAUGUUUCUUGCAUUGACAAAUGAGCAACAUCACAUUUUCCUUGAUAUCAUGAGUGCAGUUAAAGAAAAUAAAGGAGGUAUCUUCUUUGUUUAUGGUUAUGGUAGAACUGGUAAAACUUUUUUAUGGAAGACAAUAUCUGCAACAAUUAGAUGUGAUUGUCAUAUUGUUUUAAAUGUUGCUUCAAGUGGGAUUGCUUCAUUAUUAUUGCCCGGAUGUAGAACCACACACUCUCGAUUUAUAAUUCCAUUUGAACUAACAGAGGAUUCUGUUUGUAAAAUAAAUCCAAAUAGUGACCUCGCUAGCUUAUUGAAAAAAAAACCUCAUUGA